Messenger RNA from Nilaparvata lugens (brown planthopper), 1107 nucleotides. Its product is annotated as carnitine monooxygenase oxygenase subunit-like. The record is from RefSeq and is a predicted model, not a curated record. Lineage: Eukaryota; Metazoa; Arthropoda; Insecta; Hemiptera; Delphacidae. Gene Ontology annotation, molecular function: 2 iron, 2 sulfur cluster binding; iron ion binding.
AUGAGCACUCUGAUCCCUGAAUUUACCUUACCGAAAGAUUUCUGCGCCGACGCCCGCGAGGCUACACCAUUCCGCCCGGUUCUAUACCCACCAGGCGGCGUUCGAGCACGAAAAGAGCAGGUGUUCGCCACCAGCUGGAUUUGCGUGGCGCACCGCAGCGAGCUCGCCGAACCGAACGACUACAUCACCCGCGAGAUCAUCGGUGAAAACAUUCUGGUGGUGCGUGGCCGCGACAAAGUGCUGCGCGCCUUUAACAACGUCUGCCCGCACCGCGGCCACCAGCUGCUGGCGGGCGACGGCCGGGCGAAAAACGUCAUCACCUGCCCUUAUCACGCCUGGGCGUUCAAGCUGGACGGCGAACUGGCGCACGCGCGCAACUGCGAAAACGUGCAGAACUUCGAUAAGGAAAACUCGCACCUGAUGCCGGUGCGGGUCGAAGAGUACGCCGGGUUUAUUUACGUCAAUCUGGACUCGCAGGCCGGCACGGUGGAAGACCAGCUGCGGGCCUCGGCGCCAAAGUGCGCGAAGCCUGCCACGGUCGACGAUCUCAAGCUGGCGGCGCGCUUCGUCACCCGUACCCCGGCCAACUGGAAGAACAUCGUCGACAACUAUCUCGAGUGCUACCACUGCGGCCCGGCGCACCCCGGCUUCGCCGACUCGGUGCAGGUCGACCGCUUGCACACCCUGCACGGCAACUGGACGCUGCAGUUCGGCUACGCCCGCCCUUCCGAGCAGUCGUUCAAGUUUGAAGAGGGAAAAGAAGCCAGCUUCCACGGCAUUUGGCUGUGGCCGUGCACCAUGUUCAACAUGCCGCCUGAAGGCAUGAUGACGGUGAUCUAUGAAUUCCCGGUCGAUGCAGAAACCCUGCAGCACUACGACAUCUACUUCACCAACGCCGAUUUGAGCGACGAGCCUCAACUGAUCGACUGGUACCGCGACGUGUUCCGCCCGGAAGAUUUGCGGCUGGUGGAGAGCGUGCAAAAAGGCCUCAAAUCGCGCGGCUAUCGCGGCCAGGGGCGUAUCAUGGCCGACGGCGCCGGCAGCGGCGUCAGCGAACACGGCAUCGCCCACUUCCACAACCUGCUGGCGCAGGUUUAUCAACCCUGA